UUCCCCAAUUUAACCCAAACCAGAAAUUGGAAAACAAAGAAGAAGAUGACGUAUUGCCAAUGUUGCAGACGGGCAUACUGGUCACGCGAAGGGGGCGCCUGCAAAGACUGCUACGAGAGGUCGGAAGAAACAGUUGAGGAGCUGCAACUAGAGAACGAAGAGCUUAAAGCCAAAAUUGCCUUCUUACGGAUUUCUUCUCCACUUGAUCACCGCGAUCAUGCAUCUUACAACGACGUCGUUUUGCUCGCUGCCUCCGACGACAGAACUUCUGAAUCCGCCGUUCCUGUCCUGGCUCAUAAGGUCAUUUUGGUGAAUCGUUCGCCAGUGUUGAAAGCCACGCUAGAGAAUGAGAUGGAAGAAAAGCAGACUGCAACCAUAGAGAUCACUGAUGCAUCACAUGAUGUUCUCUGUGAAUUUAUCAACUAUCUGUACACUGCUGAAAUAAGUCUUGAUGAGAAACUGGCCUGUGAACUUCUAGAAUUAGCAGAAAAUUAUGAUGUUGAGCAUCUUAAAGCCUACUGUGAGAAGUUCCUGGUGUCCAAAUUGAACUGGGAAAAUUCAAUCACGAGAUACGUAUUUGCACACCGACACAAUGCAGAACGUCUCCUUCGUGCAGCUUUAUCAUUGAUCACAAACAAUAUGAGCAAAUUCAUUAAAAGGUCUGAGUAUAUGGAGCUUGUUGAAAAGGAGCCUCGCCUGCUUGUGGAAAUCUACGAAGCUUACCUCUCCAAACAGAUCAACGCUGUUCUUCCAGAAAGUUCCUAUUGUGGACUUAACAAUUUAGAGGCAGUUAUUGGUGAUGAAAAGAAAAUGGAAAUAUGAAGUAAAUAUAAAAAGUUAGUUGGGCAUGAGGACACUGUCGUUUUACAAUUGUGUUUCAGUACUUUGUGUUUUUUAAUUGUAUGUAAUUUCAUGAUACGGUGUCGUUGUCUUGUUUGUUGAUUGUAAUUGUUUAACUGAUACGAUGUCGUUUCAUUAGUGGAGUGUGGUGUCUUAAAUAAUGGAACAAUAAUGAAAGUAUUCAGUUUUUGGCGCAAAACUCAUGUUAAGCUUCCCUCUUCUAUUCUGUAACCUUUCUCUGCUUUUGGAAUUUUUUUGAUUCUCUAAUUCAGUGCGACUUCGUGCAACAGUUCCACAGUCUUCCAAGU
This is a messenger RNA of Mangifera indica (mango), 1148 nucleotides long. Its product is annotated as BTB/POZ domain-containing protein At4g08455-like. Gene Ontology annotation, cellular component: cytoplasm. The record is from RefSeq and is a predicted model, not a curated record. Gene Ontology annotation, biological process: regulation of proteolysis; proteasome-mediated ubiquitin-dependent protein catabolic process. The transcript is spliced from 2 exons. Lineage: Eukaryota; Viridiplantae; Streptophyta; Magnoliopsida; Sapindales; Anacardiaceae. The coding region runs from base 46 to 822 and encodes 258 amino acids. Gene Ontology annotation, molecular function: ubiquitin protein ligase binding.